Hibiscus syriacus is the source of this 957-nucleotide messenger RNA. Its product is annotated as LEAF RUST 10 DISEASE-RESISTANCE LOCUS RECEPTOR-LIKE PROTEIN KINASE-like 2.7. The transcript is spliced from 2 exons. Gene Ontology annotation, molecular function: polysaccharide binding. NCBI's taxonomy places the organism in Eukaryota, Viridiplantae, Streptophyta, Magnoliopsida, Malvales, Malvaceae. The record is from RefSeq and is a predicted model, not a curated record. Bases 121 to 957 code for a protein of 278 amino acids.
CAACACCUUAUGUAAUUUGCUGCACAUUCCCACAUUAGAAAAGGACUCAAACAUUGAGCCUUAAGGAUUAAAAACACUCCAUAAAUCCAUUCAACCCUGCACUGUUGUAAAAUCAACAAGAUGCAACCAAUUACUUCUCCGAAAUCUUCCCUUCUGCCCCUCUUCUUCUUUCUCGUUGUCUCGAUCAGAGCUCCGAUGAUUUUAUCCGUCAAUGAUCCUCGAUACACGAACUGCAGGACUAUGUUAUCAUGCGGAAGUGUCGCAAACAUCGGUUACCCUUUCUGGGGAAUGAACCGUUCGAGUUACUGUGGUCGACCAGGAUUCGAGCUCAAGUGCGAGGAUGAUGUAGCCAAAAUCAUGAUGAAUGAAAACACCUUACGAGUUCUUAACAUAAACCCCGAACAACAGAUACUUAAGGUUGCUAGAGAGGACUACUGGAAUGGUUAUUGUCCCAGGGAACUAAUCGACACUGCAAUCGACUUCAAUCAGUUUGAUUAUAGCCCGAACCUUAGGAACCUCACCCUGUUCUACGGUUGCUACCUACCCGCAACCUCGACGUUUAUUUUUCUUACCAACUGCUCCAUAAAUGGUACCCUCAUGGAUGUGUCAUAUUCUACUAGAAACGUUCUGUCUGAUCCUCGCCCCAGGGUUUGCCGUAGAAGUGUCCUGAUUCCAGUUUAUGAAGCCGCCGCACAGGAUCUUGAAGUGAACCCGAUGACUAUGGGGCAGGCUUUAAGGGGAGGUUUUGAGUUGCAAUGGGAAGUGGAUAACGAUGAAUGCAGAAGAUGCAGAGAUUCAGAUGGUGUUUGUGGAUAUAAUCAAACUUCAAACAGUUUCAUUUGCUUUUGCAAAUAUCAACCUGGCGAAACCACAUGUUUACCAGCAACAGUUGCAGCAAAUUGGAUAUGUUGCAUGCCUGCAUCGGAUUGCAUCCUAAUCUCUCUAAGCAGCCAAUGA